Myotis myotis is the source of this 5215-nucleotide messenger RNA. It is a transcript of the gene KY, whose product is annotated as kyphoscoliosis peptidase. Lineage: Eukaryota; Metazoa; Chordata; Mammalia; Chiroptera; Vespertilionidae. Bases 83 to 2068 code for a protein of 661 amino acids. The record is from RefSeq and is a predicted model, not a curated record. The transcript has 12 exons.
GCAGCAGCGCGCACGGGGCCAUUUGCAGCGCAGGCAGCCUUACGAGCGGCCGCGGCGCGCCGGCGGGGAGCGAGGUGGCACCAUGGAGCUGAAGAAGGACAGCAACACCGUGUCCAUCGACAUGCUGCUGAUCGUGCACUCGGAGAAACGGCGCGCCGCGCAGGGCACGCACUCGGACCGGCAGGCGGACCCGGGCGCGCUGCCGCAUCGCAGAGGAGGACUCCAAGGCGGCGGAAACGGAAUACAGAAAUGGCAGAAAAUAGAAGGAAACGGCCUGUAUGGAAACCUGGCAGAGAAGCAGCAUCCUCAGCAGACCCAGGUCAUCACUUCCUACGACAACCAAGGGACACAGCUGACUGUGGAGGUCCACCCUCGAGACACCAUGCCCGAGCUGCUUAAGAAGUUUUCCUUGGAUAAACGUUUGCAAGGUGAUAAAAAUGGAAACACAAGACCCCGGCAGCCUGGAGGGAAGGAUGCCCAUGCCUACCCCUGGGAUCGGUCCAGCCUGAAAUCCAUGCCCCUGGACCUGCAGCAGUUUGAGAAACUGGACACCUAUGCCUCACAGGUGACAGUCAAGAGUGGCCUGGACGAGCUGGUGAACGACCUGCUCCAGGAGGCCCACAGUGACCUGGAGAGAGUCCGUGCCAUCUGGAUCUGGAUCUGCCACCAUAUAGAGUAUGACAUCGAGGCUGCCCAGGAGAAGGACCGCCAGGCCUUCAAACCCAGCAACAUCCUUCAGACCCAGAAGACCAACUGUGAUGGCUACGCGGGGCUCUUUGAGAAAAUGUGCAGAAUCGCUGGAGUGCAGUGCAUGACGGUGCCCGGCUACUCCAAGGGCUUCGGCUACCAGACGGGGCAGAGCUUCUCGGGGGAGUUUGACCACGCCUGGAACGCCGUGUACCUGGAAGGGAGGUGGCACCUGCUGGACAGCACCUGGGGCAGUGGCCUGGUGGAUACCACCACCUCCAAGUUCACCUUCCUCUACAAUGAGUUCUACUUCCUGACGCAUCCCGCUCUGUUCAUCGAGGACCACUUCCCAGACAACAAGAACUGGCAGCUGCUGAAGCCCCCGCAGUCCCUGAGGCAGUUCGAGAACAACAUGUAUCACAAGAGUGAGUUCUACAACAAGGGGAUGCUGAGUGCCCACCCGGAGACUCCCAUGAUCAGAACAGUGAACGGGAAGGCCACAAUCACCGUGGAGAGCUGUGCCCCGACCCUGUUCAUGUUCAUGCUCAAUGGCAAGCAGGAGCACGGGCUGCUGAGACUCCAGCAGAACGGGAUGAAGCUGGAUGUCUACCCUCCAACCAUGGGCACCCACAAGCUGCAGAUCUUUGCCAAAGGCAACUCCGACAUCUACAGCUCCGUGCUGGAGUACACGCUCAAGUGUAACUACGUGGACGUGGGGGUGCGGCUGCCAUCGGAGCUGCACCAGCCCGUGGGCCCCAGCUGGUUCUCGGAGCAGAUGGGCAUCCGAAAGCCCUCCCACCCUGACCCCAUCAUCCACACCAGCGAUGGGCGCUGCUCCAUCAGCUUCGGCGUGGAGGAGGGCAUCAGCGUCCUGGCUUCCCUGCACGGGGACGACGGCCCCAUCACCGAGGAGACGCAGCGGCGCUACAUCUUCCAGCUGCACCGGGAGAAGCGGACAGAGCUGAAAGUCCAGCUGCCCCACGCCGGCAAGUUUGCCCUCAAGAUCUUCGUCAAGAAGAGGCAGGAACCGGGCAACUAUGCCUUUGUCUUCAAUUAUCUCCUGUGCUGUUCCAACACCAAGGUGAACUGGCCCAUGUUCCCCGAGAGCUUUGGUAACUGGGGGCAGGACAACGAGCUGCUGGAGCCUCUGUCGGGUGUGCUUCCUGCCAACCGCAACGUCCCAUUCAAGUUGAAGCUGCACGGUGUCGCCAAAGCCCUGGUGAAGGGGCAGGACACGUGGCCCCUGACCCUGAACAGCGAGGGCUACUGGGAGGGCAGCUGCAGCACGGCCGGCUGCCAGGAAGUCUACGUCAUGGUGCUGGAGAACGCCAACCACAAUUUCUAUUCCUACAUCCUGAAAUAUAAAGUGAACGACCAGUGAGGGCCCGGGCCCUGUUACCCCGCCAGGGAGGGCCCCAGGGAAGUGCAGAGAGCCCUGGACACCACUGAGUCUGCAUGGAAUCACUCCCAGGCCUCUGCCUCCGUCUCCCCGCCCUGCUGCCGGAGCUGUGAUGUUUGUGUUCUGAGGGCUUCGCUCAGUGGUGGCGAUGGCUGAGGGGACAGAGGCAAAGGCCCCUUAGAAGAAAAAGGUGCUAUGUAAAUCCACGGUAUUGUAAACUGUACACCACUGCCCAGAUGCCCCUUCUCGUGUUCAUGCUGUUGUCAUUGUUGUAGGGCUGAUGUGGGGAAGCAGGGGUGCUGGCCAGGCUGGGAGCUCUUCACAUGCUGGGGAGAGAAUUCAUGCUCUGUUGGGCCCCAGAGGGACAUGAUUUGCAAGGCUGAGUCGCCUUCCAUCCCCGGCCCCUUCCCAGUAGCAUCACAGUGUUUCUCACUCACUCCUGGAUCCCAGGUGGGACUAUCAUUUGUUCCCCAGACCUGACCAUCUUCCGAAUUCCUGCUGUCUCUUCAUUAGGUGCUUCUUGCUUUUCGAGAGCCCAGGGGGGAAAGGUGUGAAGAGGAUGGGAGCUCCCCGAACUGGCUGGAGGCUGGUGGCCCCCACCACCCCUGUGUACACUGGAAAUGUGGCAACAGAGAUGUGAUGAGGAGACUGUGAAGCAGAGAGAAGCCAGUGCCCACUCUUGGGUAUCCUGGCAGAUCUUUGCCAAAGGCAACUCUGACAUCCACAGCUCAGUGCUGAAGCAAGGGCCGAGACCUCCGGCUCUGUGCUCCCAGAGGAGCCUGCAGACCGUUGGGUCAGUUGGGGGUGCCCUUCCAGGCCCUCUCUGAGCCUGCACCCUGCACAGGGAGCCUCAAGAGGCCUGCUGGCCCCUGGGGAGCCUUGUGGAUAACCCUAAACACAGACCUGGGCGGGAGGCCAGGCGAGGGAGGAGUGCAACCCUGCAAUGCCAACGAGGAUCCCAGAUACUAGGACUCUGCAGGCCCCAGGAGUCCCCACCAACAAAGCCACAGCUGGGGGGGCCUCAGCCUGCCCUGGGAGCAGUUUUUGUGCUCAUCCCUAUCCCAUCUCCCUCCCUUUCUCUGACAAGAGAGACCCUCGGGAUCCCACCUUCCAUGGGAACAGUCCGGAGUCUCUUGCUUACUCAGGUCCGAGACUGUCCAGCUGGCCCUCAGCAGCACCUCUGGCAGGCGUUGCCAUGGCAACCGUGGAAAGGCCGGCUCCUGCAGGGGCAGGGGGGAGAGAAGGAUGGAGAAUGCCCUGCAUGGCUGAUGCAACACCAUCCGACACACAGAGACUCUCCAGGUGGCCCUGCUGACCUCCUGGCUUCUCCAGCUCUGUGGCCUCUGCCUAUCUCAGCGCCCCCCACCCCUGAGAGCCAGCACUGCCCAGCACUUCCUCCCCCCACGGCUGUUCCAACUGCCCCCAGGCUCAGCCACAGCCAGGGUCAGCCAGGCGCCCUCAGCCUCCUCUGCCUUCAUCCUCACAUUGGUGUAGUAUUCCACCCGUGUUUGUGGGGGUAUUUAAUAAGCACCAGGCACUGUGCUACAUGCUGGGGCUACAGAGGAAACAAAGGGGGGCCCUGCCCCUCAUCCCAGAGCUCAGGGUGGGUGGCAGCAGCCUCCUCACCCAGACCUGUCCGAAGUUCCAUCAUCCCCCACCAGGCCGGCGGCCCUGGGACACGAGGGGAGUACCCCCACGGGGGCUGAGCGACCCUGGCCUGCGUCCAGUGCCUUCUGGCAGGCUCUGCCACCCAGGCAUUCAGCACCAUGUCACUCGCCCGGAGAGCACACAAAGGCUGGGAGAAGGAACCGCUGUGCUCCGCCACAGGGAAGCAAGGGGAGUGCUUACACCCUCAAAACAGCCUUUUCUCACACCUUUGAUUUUAUGGGCUGAAAGGAAUGUGCUGUUUCAUCAAAAUAAUAAGUGCCUUCCAUGACUCCUGUCAUUCACUGGACCCAGAGCGGGCCGCCUCCUGCAGAGAAAGACACGCAUCUCUUUAAAAGCCAUACACCUAAUCAGUAUAUUCUGGACCCUGCAGAGGAUGCCACCCAGCAAAACUGGAGCUGUCCAGAGACGGAGGCCCAGCCUCUCAAAGUGCCUGCAGGGCAUCGCCUGCCCUUCCCUCCUCAUUUAACCAGGCACGCCGGUUGUAAAGACAGCUGUCGACACAGCCAGAAAAUCACCUGCAUUUCUUUUCCACCGAAGUAAAAAUACAUGAAAUGAAAUCCCAUAUUCAUGAAUUUUUACACGCAUGCUGCUCAGGGUGGAAUUUGGGGUUGCAUUUUUUGAAGUCUUUUAUUCAAAUCCCCGUCUUUGUUUCCCCGGCUUUGAGUCCCCGCGGCCGGUGGAAUGGCACGGGCGCCCCCUGGUGCCCAAUGUGCAGAACUGUCGUCGCUGCACACCUCCGCGAGGCUGACCCUCUCGCCAGGGUUUUUCUGCAGAAUUUGUUAAGUGCUGCUGAGAUGUUUGUGUUAAAUUCACUUGGUGCUCUCUCGUGGCUUCUCCGUGCUUUCUCGUGUGCACACCGAGCACAUUUUUGCCACGCACAAGCUGUGAAGCGAGCCUGGGGGACUGCCUGGCGAGAAGACACGGACUAUGACAGGAUUCGGGCGUGCUUGGCCCCGAAAUCCCCGAAGCAGAAACACUGGACGUGGGACAGGAUGGGACAGCUUUGAGCACUCUCAUUACUAUGCCAGUGAAGGACCGAAGCCGAUCAAACUCAGAGAGCUGUGGCUGGCAAGUCCAGGAUGGCCAGCCCUCAGGCCGCAGGCGGAAAGGAGGGACAAGUUGCCGAGAGAGUCUGUGAAAUCCUCUUCUCAAAGGGCCUGGGACGUGGAAAGGUGUUAGAAGCCACGCUAACGGCGAGGACCAGGCUCUCUCCAAACCCGCCCCACCUGACCGCCUGCAGCCAACACAGGGCCAGCGGUGUUGCCGUCCUUCGCGGUGGGCAUCUGUGUCCCACGUCAGGUGACCUGAGGUCUGUCAUUUCUUUUCCUUUGGAAUGGCUGGUUGGACAUCUUCCCGACGUGAUUACUCUUCAUUAUGCGUGCAUCGAGUUGUGUGGGCCGGUGGCUGUUGAGUAUGCUUUUCCCACAUUGUUGCUGGUGUUGUUUUUCAAUAAAAUUUAUA